Messenger RNA from Lingula anatina, 3220 nucleotides. RefSeq lists its product as uncharacterized. The record is from RefSeq and is a predicted model, not a curated record. NCBI's taxonomy places the organism in Eukaryota, Metazoa, Brachiopoda, Lingulata, Lingulida, Lingulidae. Gene Ontology annotation, molecular function: protein binding.
AGCUGCAUAAAAAAAGCUGUAUCAAAAUAAUUUGAUUGUUUCUCUUGGAGAGCCCAUUCCCAUCAUGCAUCAGCGCGUCACGGAGAUUCAAAAUGGCCACCGAUUGAUUGUUGCACGAUUGUUUACGUUUUUUCGUGGCGUAUUUUGACGUUUCUGACGUUAUUUUUACGUCAUAUGUUUGUGUGACAACGGGAAUCUAUUCCUUGCUCAAGUCUUGACUGGAGUAUAGUGAACAACAUUGGUCAGGCGCUAAAUAUCACUAUUAGUUAAUUAAAGUUGAAGACCAUCUGUGUCUAUUACAUUAAGGUGCUUUAGAUGAGGAAAAAUGCUGCCAAGGCUACAUGAUGAUUAAUGAUCAGAUGAUAUUAGAGGAAGACUAUGAUGAGAGCUAUGAACCCACAGAAGAAGAAAUCCGUGAAUAUGCUCAAAUCAUCGGGAUUGAUGUGGACAGAGAGCCUCAUUUGAUGUAUGUUGCCCGUGAAGGCAUCAAUGCUCCACUACCAGCUGAUUGGAAACCAUGUCAAGACGUCAAUGGAGACAUCUACUACUUCAACUUCUCCACAGGGGAGAGCAUCUGGGACCACCCCUGCGACAACUACUACAGAAAGAUGGUGGAGGAUGAGAGGCGCAGGCAGGUCAUGCAGGGACCCAGGGCUGGAAAUGCUGCUGGCAAAAAGAAAAAGGACACAGCCAAGAAAAAGAAGAAAGGCAAAAAGGAUGAGGACCUGCAACCUGUGUCCACAAUGAGGUCCCCCCAGGCAACCCUCACUUCUCCCAGAAUGCCCUUGGGUCCUAUAAGUCAGCCACAGGGACUUGGUCCACUGAAGGGAGGAGAGACCCCCUUAGGGAGCCCCAUGAACACCCUGGGGAGCCCCAUGAACACUCUAGGGGGCAGCACCAUGGGAAGCUCUCUUGGCAAACAUGGAUCUCUCGGACCACUCAGGCCUGUGGGGAGCAUGGAGCCCAUGAACACAAUGGGCAGCACCCUGGGGUCCAUGGGGUCAACAGGUGUCAGGCUGGGGAGUAGCUCUGAUGGACUGGCUCUGGGAGAAGGUGGUGGAGGCAAGAAGUUCCUCAAGUCCAACCGUGCCAAGGAUGCCCCGACCUCCAUGAUGUCCAAGCAUGAGGAGAAGCUGGACUUGGGGGGAAUGUCAGACAGUGAUUCUGACAAUGACAGGAACAACCUGAAGAACAUCCGUUUUGAUUUGGCAGAGAUGGAGAAGGCUACAGAGUUUGGCUAUGAGACAUCUGAGGCCAGUGAUAAACCUGCCAAGCCUGUACAGUCUGAGAGUGACAGUGAGGAUUACGGAAAAGAUAUCGAUUUUGGAAUUGAUAGGAAUUUAGAUGAAAAGAUAGCAUUAAAUCUCAGCGAUGAUGAUGAAGAGUCAACACAGGAAGCCCUCCGUAUGUCAGGGAGGAAGAAGGAGCCAACCCCUCAGAAAAGGAUUCCAUCAGGAAUUGUCCCCCAGACACAGCCCCCAAAGAAAACAUUUGAUGAUGACUUGCACUUGGAUUUUGAACCAGCCACCAAGGUUAUCCUACCUUCCCCCUCUGCCAGUGGCACCUCCAUGGAGGACGAGAGGAAAAGAAAGGCUGAAAUGGCAGCUCUGGCAGCAGAGAAAAGGGCUGAGAGUGACAGACAGCUCAAGGCUGAGGAGGAAAAGUUGAAAGCAGCCAAUGAGAAGGCCCUGGACGAGCUGCGUAAAAAGUUACAAGAGGAGGAAGAAAACGCCAAGCUUGAAAUGUUGGAGGAGAAAGAAGAGAGGCUGUCUCAGCUGAGGAAAGAUAUCCAGAGGGAGACAGAGGCAGCUGAGAGAGAUCUGAGACAAACUAAAGAGAACAAGCUCAGAAUCCUCAGAGAUGAGAUCAAUGAAGAGACAGAGGAUGAAGAGACCAAACUAAUGCAAGGCAAGCUGGACUCCCUGGCUAAAAUAAGAAGAGAAAUGAAGGUAGACACUGAGGAGGAGACCAAGGAAAUGAGGGAAGAGCAUGCUAAAGAGCUGGAAAAGAUCAAAGCAGAGCUUGCUGAGGUCCGGAACAAAGAGAGGGGAAACAUUGAGGAAGAGAGGAAAAAAGCCAGAGAGGAGAUUAAGAGAGAGAUUGAAGAAUAUCUCUCAGAGGAGAAAGAAAAGCUUGAGGAAGAGAAGCAGGAGAGGGUGGACGAGAUCAACGAGCAGUAUGAGAAAGAAAUCGAGGAGAUGACAAAACAGCUGCAGAAGGAGCACAAUGCUAAUGUCCAGGAAAGCAGGAAAAAAAUCAUCAUGAAACAUGAGCAGGACAUGAAAGAUCUAGAGACAGAGCUGAAGACUUUGCAACAGAACGAACUAGACAGAAAAGAACAGGAGGUCAAGGCGGCCAGAGAGAGACAGAAGGCCGUUGAUGAUCUAGAAAGAGGCCUGGACGAUGUCCUGAAGGAGAAGAAAGAUGAGAUCAAGGCAGAGCAGAAUAAGGUCCUGGCUGAUAUGAAAGCUGACUUUGAGAAAACUGUGAAGAAAAUGCAAGAGGAAUACAAGCAGAAGGAAAAGAAAGAGAAAGAAAAAGUGGAACAGCAGCUUGAGACGUUGAAGAAAGAACUGAAGCAGAAGCAACAAGAGGAACUGGAGGAAGUUAGAGAAGAAUUUGAUGAUAUAAAGAAAACUCUAAGAGCGGAUUUGCAACAAGAGCUUGACGAUGUUCAAAAGGAAAAGAAAAAGAAGACUGAUCUCAGAGCAGAGAAUGAGAAAGAGUUGAACAAGAUCAAGGCUGAUUUUGAGAAACAGUCCAGGAAGCAGAAGGAAGACAACGAGAAACAGCUGAAGAAGAUGAAAGCUGAAUUGGAACAACAAAACAAGGAAUGGCUGGAGGAACAAAAAGAAAAGGCUCAAGAGGAACAGGAAUUGGCCAAGAAAGAAUUUGAGAAUGAGUUGGCCACCUUGAAAGAACAACUGGCCAAGGAUCUUGAGCAGAUGAAGAAAGAGUAUGAAGGAACCAAACAGCAGCUGAAGGAAGAGUUAAAACAAAAGGAGGACAAGAUCAGGAAGAAGGCUGCAGAAAUUCAAAAGCAAAAAGAAGAAAAAUUGCAAGCAGAAAUGGCUGCAGAGCCAUCAGAGACUGAACUGUCAGAUGAGGAAAAGAAAGAGAAGACCAGAAAGAAACCAAAAGCAGCCAAAAAAGUUAAAAUUGUUGAAAAUGGAGACUUAGGAUCUGACAGUGAUAGAGAUGAGACCACCCCUAAGAAGAA